This is a messenger RNA of Gadus morhua (Atlantic cod), 2321 nucleotides long. RefSeq names its product arylsulfatase H (gene arsh). The coding region runs from base 45 to 1991 and encodes 648 amino acids. Lineage: Eukaryota; Metazoa; Chordata; Actinopteri; Gadiformes; Gadidae. The transcript is spliced from 11 exons. Gene Ontology annotation, molecular function: arylsulfatase activity. The record is from RefSeq and is a predicted model, not a curated record.
GGUCUCAUAGGUCCCAUGAGCAAUGGCGACUUACGAGCUCUAUAAUGCACCAUGUAAUGCACCUGGACGUCGUAAUAAUACGCGUGCACGCCGUAAUAAUACGCUUGCACGGCUGCGUUAGUUGCGCGCACCUCUUAAAGUCUUUUGCGCUCCCAUUUAUUAUAGACAUGACGCCAUACCUUCUCAGGCCCACCCGGCUGGCCUCUCUGGCUUUGCUGGUGCUGAUGCUGGGGGUUGAUGAGGUCACCGGGUUAGGACUUGACUCAAGGCCCAACUUCGUCUUGAUCAUGGUGGACGACUUGGGGAUUGGCGACGUGGGCUGCUAUGGCAACCACACUAUAAGGACGCCCAACAUAGACCGCCUGGCUCUGGAAGGCGUGAAGCUGAGUCAACACAUCGCGGCGGCUCCUCUGUGCACCCCGAGCCGUGCAGCGUUCCUGACCGGACGCUACGCACUGCGCUCAGGGCUGGCCAGUAGUGGUCGUGUGCCUGUGCUGCUGUUUCUGGCUGGGUCAGGGGGAUUGCCCCCCACAGAGACCACCUUUGCGAAGCGGCUCCAGAAGCAGGGGUACACCACCGGCCUCGUGGGUAAAUGGCACCUGGGUGUGAACUGCGUGAGCAGGGGAGACCACUGCCACCACCCCAACCAGCAUGGCUUCCACUACUUCUAUGGCCUUCCCUUCACCCUGUUCAACAACUGUGUUCCCGGGCAGCCCGUUGACGUGCUGGCCGACGUGGAGCAGGUCCUCAGGAGCCUAUCCCAGCUGCUGGGGCUCGGUCUGCUCACGCUGGUGUGUCUUCGUGCGCUGGGCCUCCUGAGUGUCAGCGUUGGUCUCCUGGUCGCACUGACCUGCCUCACCGCUGGGGGGGUGGCUGUGUGGUACGUCCCCUUCCGCUUCCUGCAGACCUGGAACUGCAUCGUCAUGAGGAACCAGGAGGUGGUGGAGCAGCCGCUGGUGAUGGAGACCCUGGCUGAGAGGAUGCUGAACGAGGCCCAACACUUCAUAUCAAGGAAUGCCCAUCAGCCGUUUCUCCUCUUCUUUUCAUUGGCUCACGUUCACACGCCACUCUUCAAUAGCCCCGCCUUCGCUGGCAAAAGUCGCCACGGUGUCUAUGGUGACAAUGUUGAGGAAAUGGACUGGAUUAUAGGUCAAGUGACUGAGACGGUUGAUUCACUGGGGCUGGCCAACAACACCAUGAUGUACUUCACCUCAGACCACGGCGGACACAUAGAAGACCCGCAACGGGGCGGCUGGAACGGGAUUUAUAAAGGGGGCAAGGCCAUGGGGGGUUGGGAGGGGGGGAUCCGGGUCCCGGGUAUUUUCCGCUGGCCGGGAAGGCUGCCGGCGGGCCGGGUGGUUGACCAGCCCACCAGCCUCAUGGACCUGUACCCCACCCUCAGGCACCUGGCCCAGGACACGGAGGCGGACAGGCCGCUGGACGGCCAUGACCUCAUGCCGCUGCUGGAGGGGCGGAGCCGGCGCUCGGAGCACCAGUUCAUGUUGCACUACUGCGGCAGCUACCUCCACGCCGUGCGCUGGCAGCCCCCUGACUGCGACUCCGUCUUCAAGGUUCACUACGUCACGCCCGUCUUCUCCCCGGCGGGCACGGGCGGCUGCUCCGACCAGGAGUUCUGCUCCUGUUACGGCGAUCAAGUGACCUCCCACGACCCCCCGCUGGUCUACGACCUCCUCCACGACCCCACCGAGUCCCGCCCCCUCAGCCCCGCCAACGAGCGCAGAUUCGCCGAGGUCCUGCGGCGCGUGGACGAGGCUGUGGCGGUACACCGGGGCACCCUGCCUGGGGGGCACCUAACCGAGGGCACCCUGAACGAGGGCCCUGUGACCAGGGGGCCCCGGACUCAGGGCCCCGAGCACGGCGUCCCCAACCAGAUGUCCUGGGACCACAUCCUGUGGAAGCCCUGGUUACAGCCGUGCUGCGGGACCUUCCCCUUCUGCGGCUGCCAGGACAACUCCCGGCCCCCCGGGUGAAGACGGACUCUCAUUGGCCAGCUCGGAUGACAUGUGACAGCCUGGGAGCUUGUGAAGCAUGUCUAUGUGGCCUUGUGGUCCGUUCAUGUUUGCAAACAAUGGGCUGAGCGCAGACAAGCGCACACACGCAAAUACGUACACCUGUAUGUGAACGCACACACACCCGUAUGCAGAGGAUGCAGAGUUGACAACCAGUUGAUUAGUCUGCAAGAAAGCAGAUGGGAAAAUGUCAUGACGUUUCGGGCAAAAAAAAUAGAAAUGUGUUAAAUUGAUGCAUUUAUAUGAAACUAACGAUACAUAAAAUAAUUGUAUAAAUACUAUGAAUGAUUA